UUUCAUCUUUGGUGCCGGGGUGAGAUUGCGACAAUUAAAGACAAUUGUGUUGAAUUGAAACUCUCCCCUGAACUCAUAUUUUCAGAUCGGUAAAAGAAUAAAAAUAAAAAUUGAAUCCACAUGACGAAGCCAUCACGCCAUAUCUGAGAUAACCCUCCUGUUUUCAUCAUUAUGAUAUAUAUGCUAUAAUUAUUAUCCAUUCUGCAAGAUCUGAAAAAAACCCUGAAAAGUAAAGAAAUCGAAUUUCUUUUUGUUUGUUGUGAAUUGAAAUUGAUGGUGCGAAAAGAGUGAUUAUUUAGAGGAUAGUAAUUUGUGUGUGUGUUUUCAAGGGGUUUUUGUCAGAUUCAAUUGGUAACAAACGGAAGAUAGGGGAUUUAUUUUAGGGUUUCGGAUUGGUUUUGUGCUUUUGUAGUAUGUAAGUAUAAAGGGAUCCGGUAAACCAGUUAAAUCCCCUUCUUCAUCGUCUAAUAAUUCUUCUUCAUCCCAAAUGUCUUCGUCUCUAUCUGGACUCAGGAAGAAGCAUGAAAUAGAAAUAGAAAAUUUGACUUUAACAUCACAACCAUUUAGGACAUUAAAGCUUUUCAUUUUGGCGACCAUCCUAUAUGUUAAGCGAUCAAUAUCAUAUCUACUGACCAAGGGGAGCUGGCUUCUUCUUUUGAGUAUUCUGACUGCGGGUUUUGGGGUUCUGCUUAUUACCAUUGAUGGGCCUCAUGAGAAGCAUGUUGAGGAAUUUCUUCAGUACUUUCGGUUUGGACUUUGGUGGGUGGCCCUUGGUGUAGCAUCAUCAAUUGGUUUGGGGUCUGGUUUGCACACAUUUGUGCUAUAUUUGGGACCACAUAUUGCACUGUUUACAAUAAAAGCAAUGAAGUGUGGCCGAGUUGAUCUAAAAAGUGCUCCUUAUGAUACAAUACAAUUGGAUAGAAGUGCUUCAUGGCUUGACAAGAAUUGCUCUGAAUUCGGGCCCCCAAUAUUUCCAGCAGUAGGGGGUUUAAGUGUUCCGCUGAGCAGCAUUCUACCACAGGUUCAGUUGGAAGCAAUUCUAUGGGGCUUUGGAACUGCUCUCGGAGAACUUCCUCCUUAUUUCAUCUCAAGAGCAGCGAGCAUGUCAGGUGCAACAUUAGAUGCCAUGGAGGAACUGAAUGUUUCUUCAACAGAAGACGAAGGAUUUAUUUCCAGACACCUAAAUCAAUUGAAACGCUGGUUCUUUUCACAUGCACAACAUCUGAACUUCUUUUCCAUUCUAGUACUUGCUUCUGUGCCAAAUCCACUGUUUGACCUUGCUGGAAUCAUGUGUGGGCAAUUUGGAAUCCCUUUUUGGAAUUUUUUUCUUGCAACGUUGAUUGGAAAAGCAAUUGUUAAGACUCACAUACAGACAGCGUUUAUCAUCUCUGUUUGCAAUAACCAGCUUCUUGAUUGGAUUGAGAAUGAGUUGAUCUGGGUGCUUGGUUUUGUCCCAGGACUUUCUUCCGUCCUACCUAACCUUAUUAGCAAAUUACAUGCUGUUAAGGAGAAGUACCUUACACCCCCAGCUCCUGUGUCAUCAAGUGACGAGGUGCAGAAGUGGUGGAAUCUCUCAAUUACAUCAGUCUGGAAUACAGUAGUGUGGCUGAUGCUCUUCAACUUCUUUAUCAAGAUUGUAAAUUCAACUGCACAACGGUAUCUUAAGAAGCAGCAGGAGUGCGAAAUGGUAGCAUUAACUAAUAAGUUAGCAGCAAACUCGAAUGGGGAGCCAAAUCCUGAAAGCUUAAUAGGCACUUGAUUCCAAUUUGUUUUUCCUUCUUUGGUCCUGUGUAGGGGAAUUGAACUUGAUGGGCGACCACUUAGAAUUUUUAACCAAUGGAGCCCUUCUUCCUUUCUGUUAUACAUUCAUACGUACACUUCGCAGUUUGCAUAGGCAUGGGGUUAUUCUUUGGCAGUUUGCAUGCCUUGCCUGUGGUUUAUUCGUGGAGUGAAUUAAAUUGGUGGAUUUCGGAACAUGGUCAUCUUCUAAUGUACACCAAUCCAUGCAAAAUUAGUGCAUGUUAUUGUUAGUAUUUAAUUUGAAAUUGAGGUGUAGAAUAAAUUCUAAGCAUUUUAUUAGAAUUAUGAAAUCGAAUAAUGACAGGCAAUGA
Messenger RNA from Papaver somniferum (opium poppy), 2111 nucleotides. Its product is annotated as vacuole membrane protein KMS1-like. Gene Ontology annotation, cellular component: membrane; endomembrane system; endoplasmic reticulum. The coding region runs from base 488 to 1759 and encodes 423 amino acids. The transcript has 8 exons. The record is from RefSeq and is a predicted model, not a curated record. Lineage: Eukaryota; Viridiplantae; Streptophyta; Magnoliopsida; Ranunculales; Papaveraceae.